Molecule: messenger RNA, 261 nt
Organism: Aspergillus versicolor CBS 583.65
Lineage: Eukaryota; Fungi; Ascomycota; Eurotiomycetes; Eurotiales; Aspergillaceae
Exons: 3
Coding region: 1-261 (86 amino acids)
Source: RefSeq, a predicted model, not a curated record
AUGGACAACAUCGGAAAGCUCGGCUCCAACCUUGCAGACAAAGUCAAGGGGGGCAACACUGGCGGCGGCAGCGGCGGCGGCAGCGGCGGCGGCGGCGGCCAAACAGAUUACCUUGACAAGGGUCUCAACCAAGUCGAGCAAAAAUAUGGUGGCGAUUACUACGAUGCCGAGAAGAUGAAAGAACCCAACAAGAAGAUCACCGACACGGUCAAGGACAAGUUCCACGACGCUACCGGCCACAACUUGCCCGGCACGAAAUAA